Messenger RNA from Fopius arisanus, 1309 nucleotides. RefSeq names its product poly(ADP-ribose) glycohydrolase ARH3. NCBI's taxonomy places the organism in Eukaryota, Metazoa, Arthropoda, Insecta, Hymenoptera, Braconidae. The record is from RefSeq and is a predicted model, not a curated record. Gene Ontology annotation, cellular component: mitochondrion; nucleus. The transcript is spliced from 7 exons. Bases 136 to 1287 code for a protein of 383 amino acids.
AGAGAUAAUUCUCAGUCGGUCGCGUUAUUUCCUCACUUAUUACUCACUCUCCGUUUCUACCCGAGUAAUCAAGCCAUCGCUUGUCAUAGAGAUUCAAUAGACUAAAACAAGUCCUACGAGUCCCAGAUUUUCCAGAUGUUCGAAAUGUGGCGCCGCAUGCGCAGAAAGCGCAGAGUUGAUAAACGGAAUAAACAACUGACCAUGUUGUUGAAUAAAAUGGAUUUUUCCGUAUUGAGGCAGAAAUUUCGGGGGUGCAUUUUGGGUGCAUUGUCAGGGGAUUGUCUUGGGAGUGCCUAUGAGGGCGAUCCUCCCAUGACACCUGGAAAUUCAGUUAUCCUUCAAAAAAGGCUCGAUACACUAGAGGGAACUGAUCUUAAAGCACCUGUGAUCAACUUAACGGACGACUCCGCAAUGACGAGAAACCUAGCUCAAUCGCUGAUUGAGAAAGGUGACUUGGAUUUGCUAGAUUUGGCCAAGAAGUUCGUCAAAAGUUUCUAUCAAGAGCCCAAUCGUGGGUACGGAGCUGGGGUCAUAGUCGUAUUCGAGAAACUUAGAGGAAAUAAAUUCACCGAUUUGGUUGGACCGGCCAAGGAGCAAUUCAAUGGACAAGGCUCUUUGGGUAAUGGGGCUGCAAUGAGAAUAUCCCCAGUCUCAUUAUUCUGUUACAAUGAUUACGAGCGUCUGGUGGAUAUGGCAAAAAGACAAGCCAUGCUGACUCAUACACACAGAGAGGGAGUCAAUGGUGCUAUUUUGCAAGCAAUAACGAUAGGAAAAACAAUUUGCCUAGAUCCAACUCAAGAGUUGGAUUCUAAAAAAUUUAUCGAUGACUUAAUUGAGGAUAUGAAUGAAAUCGAACAGGAAGAUGAAGAGUUUUUACAACUAACUGACGCACAAAUCAAGCCAUUCAAAGCAAAACUCACGCUCAUGAGGAAGAUGAUCAAGAAGUCCUUGAAUAAUCCUAACAAACUCGAUGUCGUUGAGGUAAUUAUGAAUUUGGGGAAUUCACUGAGGGCUGUGCACUCAGUCCCUGCAGCAAUUUUCUGUUUUCUCCUCGCUCAGAAUCCAAUCCCAGGGAUUAAUACUGAUAAUCCAUUCAGGAGAACUAUUCAAUAUGCAAUGACUCUCGGUGGUGACACUGACACGAUCGCCAGUAUGGCUGGAGCUAUAGCAGGCGCCUAUUACGGAGAUCAAAGCAUUAAUCCAAAUAUGUUAAAACACUGCGAAUGCUCAGAAGAGUUUGCAAAAUUUGGCGACGAAUUGUUCGAUACUGUACAUAAAGAACAAUGAAAAAAUAUCUUUAUUUACGUAC